Molecule: messenger RNA, 827 nt
Organism: Juglans microcarpa x Juglans regia
Lineage: Eukaryota; Viridiplantae; Streptophyta; Magnoliopsida; Fagales; Juglandaceae
Product: UPF0678 fatty acid-binding protein-like protein At1g79260
Exons: 4
Coding region: 161-667 (168 amino acids)
Source: RefSeq, a predicted model, not a curated record
GUGUUGGACUUCACGCCAGUAAAGGUUUCCAUUCGCUUUGAAAUAAACGUUGAGCCCAAAUCAUUAGGAGGGAGGCAGGGAGUAGGAUUGCUAGCAAUUAGCAUCCUAGUGGUCUGACUCGACGAUAGCUUAGGAUAGCGUAAAUCCCGAAGGUGAGAAAAUGGAGAAUAUUUCACAACCGCCGGUACCGCCGGCAGAUGCAGCGGCCGUGCACCCGGGAAUAGAACCCAUAUCGUACCUGCUUGGGACAUGGAAAGGGCAAGGAGAGGGUGGCUUUCCCACCAUCAAUUCUUUCUCCUACGGCGAAGAGCUCCGUUUCACCCACCAUUCUUACAGGCCCGUCAUUGCUUACACCCAGAAGACUUGGAAACUCAACUCCGGGGAGCCUAUGCACGCGGAGAGCGGAUUCUGGCGCCCCAAACCCGACGGUUUCAUCGAAGUUGUCAUUGCGCAAAGCACUGGUCUUGCUGAAGUCCUGAAAGGGACAUACAACACAGAAGAGAAAGUCAUAAAGCUUCAAAGUGAACUUGUGGGCAAUGCCUCUAAGGUGAAAGAGAUAACCCGAGUUUUUCGGUUGAUUGGUGGAGAUCUAUCUUAUGAGGUUGAGAUGGCUACAAAUUCUACCAGUCUUCAACCACAUCUAAGAGCCUCACUCAAGAAAUUAUGACCGAGUGGUGUUAAGAAAAGCAAGGUAGGAGCUGGAGCUUAUAACUUCUAUGAACCCAGUCUUUAACAGAAUCUGAUCUUGUAAUUCACAAUGUAUAUCUAUAAGUGGUUCCUUGUUUCUACCAAGACCUGCCAAGAAUUAUUUCAUAUAGCUUUGGACA